Quercus lobata is the source of this 7427-nucleotide messenger RNA. RefSeq names its product putative disease resistance protein RGA3. NCBI's taxonomy places the organism in Eukaryota, Viridiplantae, Streptophyta, Magnoliopsida, Fagales, Fagaceae. The record is from RefSeq and is a predicted model, not a curated record. Gene Ontology annotation, molecular function: ADP binding. The coding region runs from base 173 to 3868 and encodes 1231 amino acids. The transcript has 12 exons.
UCUCCUUCUAUUGGCAAUUCCCAACCUCUUUCACUUGUACUAUUUUCCAUGUCGUUGUAAUCUCAAAUUCCAAAAUUGUAAUUUCGUAUUACCAAAGAUCAUCAAGUGCAUUAGUUCUCAAAGACGAAAUUCAAGUUUUCACAUUCUCAAAGGAUUUGCGACAGAAGAAAAGAUGACUGAUCAGAGCACCGAAGGAAAUAUGACUGAUGGUAUUCUCGCUAGUGCUGUUGCUGAGACAAUGCUGGAUAAGGUGAUUUUAGUUGCUACUGAGCACAUCAACUUUGCUUGGGGUUUCAAGGAGGAGCUCACACAGCUUCGUGACUCAUUCACCACGAUUCAAGGUUUGCUGGCUGAUGCGAAGAGGAGGCAAGUGAGAGAAGAGUCGAUGAGGGAUUGGUUUCAGAGGAUUGCAAAUAUUGCUUAUGAUGCGGACAACGUGCUGGAUGAGCUAGCUUACGAGAUUCUCCGGCGAAAGGUGGAGAUUCGAAACCAAAUGAAGAGAAAGGUAUUCUUCUUCUUUACAUUUUCAAAUCCCAUUGUAUUCUUCAUCAGGAUGGACAACAAAGUUAAGAAUAUCCACAAAUUGCUGAAAGAUAUUAAUGUUGAUGUAAAUGAAUUUGCAAAUCCUGAGAUUAUCCCAAACCGAGAGACAGACUCCUCUGUUGAUGAUUCAGAAAUUGUAGGAAGGGGAAAUCAUGUCUCAGAAAUAGUAGACUUGCUGCUUAGAGCAACCAAUGAACAACUCUCGGUCAUUCCUAUUGUAGGAAUGGCAGGUUUGGGAAAGACAACUUUAGCAAAACUCGUGUACAAUCACGAGCUAGUAGAGAGACAUUUUGAUAUGACGAUAUGGGUAUGUGUCUCUGAUGAUUUCAAUGAUACCAGGAUUUUGAGAGAGGUUCUAGAAUCCCUUACCCAUCACUCAAGUACAUUAGAAAAUAAGAAUACAAUAUUAGAGUGCCUUAAAAAAAAGUUGCAAGGAAAAAGAUAUCUUCUAAUACUCGAUGAUGUAUGGAAUGAAGAUCCUGUGAAGUGGGAUACUUUAAGGAGUUGUCUGUUAGAAAUUAAUCCGAAUGCUGGAAGCAGCAUUAUUUUAACAACUCGUAGUGAAAAGGUGGCACAAAUCACACGGACACUUCCACUAUGUCACUUAGGAAAUCUUUCAGAUGAUGAAUGUUGGUUCAUAAUAAAGAAAAAAGUAUCUCUAAAUGAAAGAGUUCCGCUAACUCCAGAUUUGGAGGCUAUUGGAAGGGAUAUUGCCAAAAAAUGUAGAGGAAUCCCAUUAGCUGCAAAUGUCUUAGGAGGGAUGAUGUGUCAUAGAAAAGAGAAAAGUGUAUGGUUAGCAAUUCAACACAAUGAAAUUUGGAAUUCCCUACAUGGUGGCAGUGAAAUACUAUCAACAUUAAAAUUGAGCUUCAGUCACCUUCCGUCACCAUCUCUUAAACAAUGCUUUGCAUAUUGUUCAAUUUUUCCUUAUGAUUUUAAGAUUAACAAGGAAGAAUUAAUUCAGCUUUGGAUGGCAGAAGGGUUUCUUCAACCAUCUCAAGGAAGCAGUUUGGUGAUGGAGGAUAUUGGUAGCAUGUAUUUUGAUAUCUUGUUAACAAAUUCCUUAUUCCAGGAUGUGGAAAAGGAUGAUUGUGAUAAUGUUAAGAGUUGUAAGAUGCAUGAUUUGGUACAUGAUUUUGUGCUCUUUGUUUCAAAAUUUGACACCCUAAUAUGGAAUGGAUAUUUUGUGGAUGAUAUAAAAAACGAACGACGUUUAGUCAUCCAAUCUACCAGAGAAACUAGACCAUUUUCAAAAGACAAAGUUAGGAAAUUGCAUACACUGGUUUUAGAAAAUGCUACGCUUGGGGACACAUUUUCAGAUUUUACAUGCUUACGUGUUCUAAAACUAUAUGGGGAAUCCAUUCGAGAAUUGUCGAGUUCAAUUGUCCAAUUAAUACAUUUGAGGCUUUUGAACAUCUCAUGUACCUCCAUCAAAGUAUUACCGAAGUCCAUCACCAAGCUCUACAGAUUGCAAACUUUGAGAAUUGAAUAUUGCCCUCAACUCAGAGAGCUUCCAGAAGAUAUAAGAAAUUUGAUUAACUUGAGACAUAUUUGUGUUGAUCGUAAUUACAUAAAGCAGACACCUAAAGAUGUGGGGAAGUUGAUUUGUUUGCAAACAUUAUCAUUUUUCACUGUGGGUCAAGACGUAGGUCUUCAAAUCAAAGAAUUAGGAAACCUAGACCAACUUAGAGGAGAAUUAGACAUCUACAAUCUGCAGCAUGUGAAAGAUAAAAAAGAAGCUCAGAGUUCAAAUUUAGAAGGAAAGGAAAAAAUACACAAGUUGAGAUUUUUCUGGAGUCGGGACAGAGAAUACAACAACAAUAACGAUGAAGAGGUGUUGGAAGGCCUCCAACCUCACAAACAUUUAAAAAGAUUAACAAUUGAAGGCUUCCAAGGGAAGACAUUCCCAUCUUGGUUGUUGACAACUCGUGAUGCUGCAGUUGAUUUGCGUCUUUUUGAAAAUUUGAUUGAUAUUAAUUUAAGAUAUUGCAGUUCAUGUAAAGAAGUUCCCACUCUCGGACGUCUACCCCAUCUUAGGGUUCUUCAGAUUAUAGGAAUGUGUAAUGUAAAGUGUAUAGGAACGAGGUUUUAUAGCUUUGAUUUUGAGAGUACCAGAUAUCCAUUUUUCCCUAUGUUGAGAAGACUAGAAUUGAAGCAGAUGUACAACCUAGUUGAAUGGAAAGAUGCAUCGGAGCUAGCAACCGCAGUUGGGGUGUUUCCUUGUCUUGAGGAGCUGACCAUUGAAGAAUGUCACCAAUUGAAAAGUGCUCCAUGUGAUUUUCCAUUUCUUCAAAAGUUAUGGAUCUCUAAAAUCAGGAGCAUGGCAUUCGAAAAUAUUAGCAGCAAGCUCACCACACUCAAAUCCCUCUACAUUAAAAAUGUGUCAGAACUUGCUUGUCUGCCAGAGCAACUUCUCGAAAACAAUAAAGGUCUAAAGUCUCUACAGAUACGGAGGUGUCAUGAGUUAGAGACCAUCUAUCAAGAUGCAUUGCGAACCAUCCUUGGUCUUGAGGAAUUCAUAGUAGAGAGUUGUCCUAAUCUAAGGUCUCUCCCAAGUAUCCAAGGCAUUGCGUCCUUUCUUCGUUGCUUGGAGAUAUCAUGUGGUGAUGAAGUUCUAUCAAUUGAGCUACAAUUAUGUGCGUCUCUUUCAAUAUUGAUGAUAAAAGAGUGCCCUAAUCUGAUGUCAAUUCCGAAUCUACAAGAAUUAUAUUCUCUUGUCCGAUUAGAAAUAGAGAAUUGUCCUAAGCUAAUAUCUAUUCCAAAUCUGCUGGGACUAAAUUCUCUUUCCUCUUUAGAAAUAGAGAAUUGUCCUAAUCUGAUAUCCAUUCCAAAUUUAAGGGGACUAGAUUCUCUUUCCUCUUUAGAAAUUUUCAAUUGCCAAAAGUUGACGUGUUUGCCAGAGGGGUUAGAUAGCCUCUAUGAGUUGGAGACUUUGGCGAUUGGUGGGUUUUGUGAGGAGCUCGAAACUUUCCCAAGUCUCAGUUCCAUGAUCCCACAGUUGGAUUGUUCGCUUAAACAGCUAUAUUUAUAUGGGUGGACUAAACUCAACUCUCUCCCGGAUGAAAUUAAAAUUUUCACUGCCCUUACAAGUUUGUGGAUACUCGAAUUCCAUGGAAUAGUAGCUUUGCCUGACUGGUUGGGCAGCCUUUCUACUCUUGAAGAGCUUUAUUUGAAUACAUGCAACAACCUGAUGAAUCUGCCCAGAUUAGAACGCCUCAUCAAAUUAGAAAUUAUUAAUUGUCCUAAAUUAAAAGAAAGAUGUGCAAAGGAGACUGGAGAAGAGUGGUUCAAAAUUUCCCAUAUUUCAAAUGUCCACAUAUAUUGAUUAAAGGAAAGAAGUGCAAAGGGAAGCUGCAGAUAUUUUGAUGUCUCCUGCCAAACAAAAAUGACCCAGAAUUCCAAAUAACACAAAAACGAUGUGGGUUAUUUGAUGACUGCUGUCCAACUAGGGGAAGAACUGAAAUGCAUUCAUUUGCAAACAAGUUCAGGAUUCUUCCCCAUUGUUGAGGAUAGUUGAUACAAAGCCACAUUUUGGGGGUCUCUUCUUUUGGUGAGCUAACAGCUAAGCCCUAGUUUUUUAUCAGCCAAACUUUGACGCCUAGGCACAUUCUUAGAUGUAGGCAUCAUGCUUGAGGAUCUUUGGGCUUUGGCAGAGUGUUGGGCCAACUUUUUCUCUCCAUAAAAGCUGAAUUUUGCGAUACAAGAAUGCUACCAUCCAGAAGCAAAGGAAGAGGUCCAAUCCCGUCCUAAGGAGAUGCUCUUUGGUGUUAGCUAAGUGGAAGGUUUUUUAGCGGUCAAGAAUUUGUUGGAAGUUGUUGCCAUGUGAUGCUCACUUUACAGCAAAAGCUGGAUAUUUCUUAUUGUUUUCUGCCAAAAUGGUUAAGAAUUGCAUAGAGUGUAUGGGCAAUGUUAUUUUCAUUACUAUCUGAUUGGAGUUCAUUAAAAUUUUGGGUUGGCAAUUUUAUCUCUUCGGUAUUUGGUACUUAUUGGACGCAAGAACCAUGUUUAUUUGCUGAAAAUGGUUGCCAUGCCUCAACUGAUGAAAUUGCAAUGCCUGUCCAUUCAUAAUUGGCCCAUGUUAAAGGAAAGAUGUGCUAAGGGCAUCAUCAUAGAGUGGUCCAAAGAUGUACUUACAUAUGAUUGUUUUGGCCUUACGUGGAGGGGAAAUGGAAGAUUUGAACCACUUACCUUUGCUUCAUGAGGUGUGAUCCCCAAUUGAUUCUGCUACCCCUAGGAGUGAUGCCUCCCAAAACAUGGGAGUUGCAAAGUUUUAUUAUCUACAUUAAAAGGAAUUCCAAUCCCUAAAAGUCCAGCAUCUGACAGGAUGGUGUGGCUGGGGGAGAAAUCUGGCAAUUUUUCUGUUAACUCAGCCUAUUGGUUUAACCACCAUCACAAGUUUUUUAAGCUCAGGCACUCGCAGCAAGAUUUGGUUUAAAUGUUGAAAGCUGUGUUCUGUGGUCGGGGUUGAAAUUGAACCUCUUUUUUCAAAGUGUCCUAUUGCUAGAAUGACAUGGUUUGGAGUUGGUCAAACUUUUGGUUGAUCCUCCAAAUCAGUUGGUCAUUAGUGGAAUGAAUUCUGGGCUAUUUACUUUGGUGGCAGCAGUGAUUGUGGAUGUGAUUUGGAGACUCAGAAAUGCAGUUCAGUUUCAGGUUGAGAAGGGUUGUCGCAAGGUGUUGCCAUUAAGAAUUAAUCAAAAUUUCUCAAGCUUCCAAGGAGCUUCAAAUGUGAAGUGGCUAGAAUUGAGAGAGAGAAGGCAAGUUAAAUGGGAAACUCCCCCAGUCAACAGAAAAAAUCGAUGCAGCAGAGAAUAGUGGUCAAGUUUGUCUUUCUAGUUUGUUAGGGACCACAAUGGCAGAAUGCUAUUGGCUUGGACGACAAAAAUCCCAUGUUAAGAAAUGCAGUUUGGGUUGUUCUUCAAGAAGAGCUAGAUAAAGUCAUUAUAGAGGGGGAUGCUGAAGCCGUCUUAUAUUCAGUUGCAGGCCCUUAGAAGGCACACAGUUGGGAAAUAGCUCAGUUUGUGCAAGAUGUGAGGCAUUGUUGCAGAUGAGUUUUAGUGGCUUUUGUAAUCCAUAAUAUGCUUUCCUUGACCAAAUCCAAGACAGGGCAAUAAGGAUAGGAGCAAUUUUCAUUUCCUCCUCCACCCCUACUUAAAAAAAAAUUUCAAGUCUUGCAAAUUUUUAGCGUGAGUUUGUAACUUUAGAUGUCAUUUCAUCCUUUUCAUGUUAAUAUUCUGAUAUCUGUGGUUUUCAAUUGUUGAUAUGAUUAUCCUAGAGUUAUAACUAAAUUAUUAAAUUCACAAUUUCCUAAUAACUUAAGUUUUUGGUUCAAUCGGUAAUUAAUCUUGGUAUCAGAGCACGAAGUCCUGAGUUUGAUCCCUACUUUACACUACCUCAUUUAAAACGUUAAAAAUCCCAUGUGUUGGGCCCCACUUAUUAAGGGGGAAUCUUAUCCCACACAUGAGGGGGAGUUUUAGAAUUAUAAUUAAAUUAUUAAAUUUAUAAUUUCCUAAUAGCCUAAGUCUUAUCAAAUUGCAAUAGUAGACAGUUUAUUUCUUCCAAUUUUAAAGAUACUUUACAAAGCCUCCAUUUUGGAACCUAACUUUCCUUUGGUUACUUGAGCUUUUUUCCAACUUUGACUCCUAAUUACAUCCUCACUUGGGGGCAAUUAAAUGUUGAUGAUGUUGGUGCCUUUCCAGGAUGGUGGGGUAACUUUAUCUCUUCAAGAACUGAAGUUUAGGUGUAAGGAUGCUACUACCUUUCUUCUAUGCAAGAGCUACUGUCCCUUCCUAUCGAAAGCUAAGUGGAAGAUUUGCUAGAGUGUUGGAGGAUUAAUUUUAACAUAUGGCAAUGUGAAGCCUUAUAAUACAGUCGGCUGGAUAUUUUUUAUGUUCACUUGGGAAGGGAGACGGAAGUAGGCAGCCAGAGUUGUUCAGAGGUCAAUUAGAACCAUAUAUAUAUAUAUAUAUAUAUGCAAGUGUUGAUGAGCAUACAAUACUUGGCAUCACUACUGACAAUGCAACAAGGUUCUUGACAAUUCUUCCUCUUUUAAAACCUUUGUUAUUAUGGUCUCCACUAUUGCAGUGACUUCAACAGUUAUGAGUCUUUUUUUCUACAGCUUUAUUGUCUUAAUUAGGGGGCCAACUUGUUUGGGUGCUGAGUUCACACAAAAGUUCAGAGGAUAAUUUCCUACAAUUUGAUAAGGUCAGCUGUGGCAAAAAUUGAUAUAAAAUAGUUUGAACUACCUGUACGUUGAAAAUUUCCUCAACCUUUUGGAUAAAAGUGAGAUGUGCAUUCGUUUGGUAGAAGGCUUAUCCUUGUUUGAUUUGACCCAGCAGAAUCACAUGGAAACUUGCCCACUCGAGUAGCUGCAUAUAUGCAUGGCCAUGCUAUCCUUUUAAAACUUUUUUGAAUCUCAGACAAGUGGAUUCUACUCAAUGUUAAACCAACACAUAAGCUAGUCAGACCAUGUCCUGCUAUGUCUCUCCACUUCCAUCUUUGGUAUCAGUAACCAUUGUUGAAACUUUACUCACGACUAGAGUUUGCCCUGGGCAAGACUGAACAGUAGCCUUGAAGGCUAGAGCCUAUCUUUGGUUCUUAUGAUUUUGUGCCGACAUAUGGGCUGUGAUUAAAGGCAUGUGUUUACAGUAUCCUUUUUCUUGAAAUUAAGAAAUUUGUUUCGAGAUGCUAUUAGCUUUCAUAGUAUUGUAGAUAAAGAAAGUUUAUCAAAAAGGUUCUGCUUUGUACCUCUAGCCAUUUUUAGGAAUGUUUUACUUUGUACUAGGAACCAUUUUCAGGGUGAUUUGUGUUAUUUCAUUGUCAUUCUUAUUCAUGAUAUACUUUAUAAAAGGGCUACUCUUCGACUGACAUGAUUAGUCAGCAACUUU